Molecule: messenger RNA, 402 nt
Organism: Paramecium tetraurelia
Lineage: Eukaryota; Ciliophora; Oligohymenophorea; Peniculida; Parameciidae
Exons: 2
Source: RefSeq, a predicted model, not a curated record
AUGAUUUCAGAGUAACCUGAAGGUUCAAAACCGUCGAAAUUUUAAGGAGGUAGAAUUCACUUAAGACCCAUCGACAGCAUAGGAAGAGACUUUGAUUUAGGAAAUAUUGAAACUAAAAGUAGAAGGCAUUUUUCUUUUGAUCCCACACCUGUUAUGCAUUACAAACCGCAAUUAAGAGUUGGGUUUCCAAAAAAUGUCACCAAUCCUGAGAUAUUGUUUACGCACAAAAGUUAGGGAGGACCUGAUAAAUUAACUUAUAUGCCUCCAAUCAAAAAGCAUAAAGAUUUUACAUCUACAAUGAGAAAAACAGUCAUUAACAAAGAAUAUGAGGAACAAUAAACAGAAAAUAGAAGAAUGAUUGAGGAGUUGGAUGUUUGGGAGAAAAAGUUUAGAAAAUAAUGA